Molecule: messenger RNA, 2664 nt
Organism: Lodderomyces orthopsilosis Co 90-125
Lineage: Eukaryota; Fungi; Ascomycota; Pichiomycetes; Serinales; Debaryomycetaceae
Exons: 1
Coding region: 1-2664 (887 amino acids)
Cellular component (GO): plasma membrane
Molecular function (GO): calcium-activated cation channel activity
Source: RefSeq, a predicted model, not a curated record
AUGUCUGUUCUUGAUUCAGUCCACAUAAGUUGGCAAGUUAUUGGAGAUGGAUCCUUAGCCACGGGGAAUGGAUCAAAUGGGAGUCACGAUCCAAUACACUCAGUUGGACCACAAAGAGUUUUUGCAGCACAAUUGGUCUUAACACUCACAUCCGGUAUUUUACUAUUCCUACUAUUCUGUAUCAUGAGAUAUAGAUGGCCCCAUAUAUAUGCUGUUCGAACAUUGCGACAACAAGCCAAAAACAUUUUAAAACCGUUACCAAAUAAUCUCUUUGGCUGGAUAAAAGUGGUUUAUAAAUUGUCAGAUGAUGAAGUAUUGUCAUAUUCAGGGUUGGAUUGCUAUGUUUACUUAUCAUUUUUCAAAAUGGGGAUCAAGAUCUUUUUUGUAUUGGCUAUAUUUUCAGUUGCCAUUUUGAGUCCUAUACGAUACUACUUUACUGGAAAUUAUGACAAAGAGAGUAUAAGCCUGAAGCCGAAGAAUCCUGAUUUUCGCGAUGAUUUUCCUAGGUUCUUGUGGGUGUAUCCUAUCUUUACAUACUUGUUUUCCGUGGUUGUGUUUUACUAUUUAUAUGAAUACACUGACAAAGUGUUGAAAACUAGACAAAAAUACUUAGCUUCACAAAACUCAAUUACAGAUCGAACGAUUCGUUUAGACGGGAUACCGAAAAAGUUACUUAGCAGAGAAAGGAUCAAGAAAUUUAUCGAAGAUUUAGGUAUUGGAAGAGUUAUGGAUGUCAAGUUGAUAUACGAUUGGACGCCACUUGAAACUAAACUUGAGGAAAGAGGAAAAUUGGUGAGACAGUUGGAGUACUCAUAUGCCUCGGAAUACAAGAUGAAUAUCAACAUUUAUAACCAACAGCGCAUUCCCGCAGUUAACCCCGACUGGGAUGAACCAUUGGAUAAUGUCAAAGCAAGGGAACUGAUAGACCAGUUGUCAAAAGAACUUGUCCAACUUGAUGACACCAUCAGAUCGAUUCAGAGCAAAUUUGAUCCUGAAUCAACAACUAUCGAUGCAAAACAACAUCCGGAGUUUAGGGUUGUACCGUCUGCAUUCAUUACAAUGGACUCAGUUGCAUCGGCCCAAAUGGCAGCUCAAGCAAUAUUAGAUCCCCGAGUAUAUAAAUUGAUUGUUAGUUUAGCUCCAGCACCGCAAGACAUCAUAUGGGGAAGUUUCAAGUUACAAUACAGUGAAAAGCUUUUGAAAUCUUACUUGAUUACAUUUUUAAUAGUUUUGAGUUAUGGAUUUAUCAUAUUCCUAGUCGUUCCCUUGACAUCAUUGCUCGAUUUAAAAACAAUCACCAAGUUUUGGCCAGCUCUUGGUCAUUUCAUCGGAAAGUCCAAGUGGUUGACAACUUUUGUCACUGGUAUUCUUCCACCAUUGUUGUUCACCUUGUUGAACAUUCUGUUUCCCUAUUUUUACCGAUACUUGUCUCGAUUCCAAGGAUACUCUUCCAACAGUGAACUUGAAUUGUCAACAUUGUCCAAAAACUUCUUUUUCAUAUUCUUCAACUUAUUUUUGAUUUAUGUUGCCGCUGGUACAUUUUGGGAUUAUAUGUCAUACAUCAGUGAUACCACCAAGAUUGCAACUCAACUUGCAACGUCUCUAAGACGUAUGUCGUUGUUUUACGUUGACUUGAUUUUGUUGCAAGGGUUGACCAUGUUUCCAGUGAAGUUAUUACAAGUGGGAGAUCUUUUCUUGUUGAAUGUUAUUGGCAAGCUCUUUUUCUUAAAGUCAUUCAUUUUGAAAACUGCUAGAGACUACAGGUCAUACUACUACACCCCACAAAUACUCGAUUUUGGAAUUAACCUCCCACAACAUAUCAUGAUCUUCAUGAUUAUUUUGAUCUACUCGGUGGUCUCUACAAAGAUUGUCACUUGUGGAUUGAUAUACUUUAUAAUGGGCUUGUUUGUUUACAAGUACCAAUUGGUAUAUAACUUUGUCCACCCGUCUCACUCCACUGGUAAAAUAUGGCCAAUUGUUUUCCGUCGUGUUAUAUUAGGGUUGAUAAUUUUCCAAUUGUUUAUGUGUGGGACUUUGGCAUUGGAUAGCGCAAUUUUGUUGUCAUUGUUGUGUACACCAUUGAUAUUUGUGACAUUGGGUGUCUUGUACAAUUUUGAAAAGAACUAUGUGCCAUUAUGCGAUUUCAUUGCUUUGAGGGCCAUUUUAAAUCCAUAUGAUUUCAACAAAUUAUUUGAAAAUGAUGACCAGCUGUUUAAUUCUGGUGAUAGUCAAAGCGAACAAGGAUCAACGUCUGCUAUCUUGGAUGAUGGGGAAGAAGAGAGUGGUAAUGUACCAAUCUUGGUAAAUGAUGGAGAUGGACCGUUGGAUGAGUCAUCUCUCUUGAAUGCAGGUGAAGAGGAGCCAAAUACCCUGGUAGUAGUCAAUGAAGAGAGAUCACAAAAGAAACUCUCGCGAAGAAAAUCAACUAUUGAUGAAGAGCGUGAACAAUUUACUGAUUACACAUACCCACCAUUGAUUGAUCCCUUGAACGGACCAUGGGUGGGAUUUACUGGAAACGUAGUAUCAAUCGUGGAAUAUCGAGGGGGGGUUGAAAAUAUUUUGGAAAAUGGUCGAUACGGAGCUACAAAUGAUGGAACCAUUAUUUCCACCACGGACACGGAGGUGAUUGUCAACAAAGUGCUUUCAGUAAGUGAGUGGGAGUGA